AUGUUCCUAAGCUCGGGCAAGAUUAUCCAUAUCAGCUCAAUCUUCAACCUACAUCUUUCGCCUCUGACACAUUCGCCUCAGGAUUUGUGGUGCUUGGAUAUGGAAAAACAUGUAUGCAGUGAGGAGUUACUGAGCACGUGGAAACCACGCUGUAACUCAGUAGUGGAGGAUUACAACCGGCUUGUUUUGACGGAACAAGGGCGGCGGAUGUUCAAGCAGUUUGGGUGCUCUGUUGUUUGGGGUUCAGAAGCACUGAGUCUCUGGCAAAACACUUUGGCUAUGCAGGAAAAAUAUCUCAUUCCCCCAGACGGCAUCCGCAACUUUGGGCUCAAAAGGCUCUCGGCAACUUGUAGUUUUCGAGUCCCUGAAGUGCAACAGUGUCAACCUCGGUCGACUGGCACUCCAUCUGGAAGAACUGAGGCUGCUACAUUCCAAGAGGAGAUUGAGAACAUUCACAAUGAAAGCCGUGCUCGCCCUGUCGUUCAAGCAGCAUGGCCUACUGAGUUGACGACGUCGUGCAUAACUCACUGGCAGAAUCCAACCUACCUCAUAGCCAAGUUCGCGCUUUCCAUUGCUGGAGGCUUGCUUAUUGGCUUCACGUUCUACAUGACCAGCGACUCGCUCCAUGGUAUCCAGAACAAGCUCUUUGUGAUCUUUUUAGCCUCGGUGCUUUGUGUUCCCCUCUCGCAACAGCUUCAGGCAAUGUUCAUCAACAUUCGGACUGUCUAUGAAAUUAGAGAGCCCCCAAGCAGGAUGUACAACUGGACCACUCUCAUUGUCAGCCAAUUUCUGGUCGAGCUCCCAUGGAACAUUAUGUGCUCGUCACUCUUCUUUUUUUGCUGGUACUGGACUGUCGGGUUCCCCAACGAUCGCACGGGAUACACUACCUCAUAUAUGGCGGUCGCUUCCAUGGCUCCAACCGCUGUGAUCAUGUCACUUCUGUUCAGUGCGCUGUUCUCGUUUGUUGUUUGGAUGUACCACGUCCCCCCUUUCACUUACUUCAUGAGGGUCUGCUUGGUCAAGGUGCACGUGAGCAUGAAAAUUGCACAAACCUGCAAGGCACACAAUUAG
Molecule: messenger RNA, 1071 nt
Organism: Suillus fuscotomentosus
Lineage: Eukaryota; Fungi; Basidiomycota; Agaricomycetes; Boletales; Suillaceae
Product: ABC-2 type transporter-domain-containing protein
Exons: 8
Coding region: 1-1071 (356 amino acids)
Cellular component (GO): membrane
Molecular function (GO): ABC-type transporter activity
Source: RefSeq, a predicted model, not a curated record